Molecule: messenger RNA, 4297 nt
Organism: Plectropomus leopardus (leopard coralgrouper)
Lineage: Eukaryota; Metazoa; Chordata; Actinopteri; Perciformes; Serranidae
Gene: foxk1
Product: forkhead box K1
Biological process (GO): regulation of transcription by RNA polymerase II
Molecular function (GO): protein binding; DNA-binding transcription factor activity, RNA polymerase II-specific; RNA polymerase II cis-regulatory region sequence-specific DNA binding
Source: RefSeq, a predicted model, not a curated record
GCACCGACUAGGACUCCAUGUUGUUCCGACAGCCACAGAGCGAACAAGUGCUCUGGCCGAAAACUCUCACGUUGCAACUCUGUGUGUGCGAGAAGUAAAGUGUGUGUGUGCGUGUAAGUGUGUUGACCCUCUGAUAGAAGAUGGCAGACUACCGGGACGACACCGGAGCUAGAGCCCUGCUUGCUCUACAGUCAGCACCAUGCAGUCCCGUGCGCGUCGCGGUGACCUCGCAUGCCUAUCACCAGCCCUCGCUCGCCCUGCUGGGUCCCCCGAUGAUGGAAGCCCGCUCCGACGCCGGGAUUUUCCCCGUGCGCCUCGCUUGUCCUCCUCCGCAGGCCCUGGCCAGACUCGAGGGCCGGGACUUUGAGUUUGUGAUGCGCCAGAGGACGGUCACUAUCGGCCGGAACUCAUCUCACGGCUCCGUGGACAUCAACAUGGGUCACUCGAGCUUCAUUUCACGGCGACACCUGCAGAUCACCUACGACGAGGCCAGCGGGUUCUCCCUCCGGUGCUUGGGCAAGAAUGGCGUGUUCGUUGACGGGGUGUUUCAGCGGAGAGGGGCGCCGCCGCUGCCGUUACCCAGAGAGUGUGUGUUUCGUUUUCCCAGUACGGUUAUCAAGAUCCAGUUCAUGUCACUCAUGGAGCCUGAGGAGCACAGAGAGAGGGAGCAGCCCUCGCUUCCCGCUCGCCCGCUUCUGCCCCACAUUUCUCCCCUCAAAAUCAGCAUUCCCACAAUGCAGCAGCAUGAAGAGCACAUCAGAACAUUUGGCUCUCCGCUGCCCUCGCCCACAGGCACAAUCAGUGUUCCUAACUCCUGUCCGGCUAGUCCACGAGGGGCAGGAUCAUCAGGGUAUCGCUAUGGACGCAAUGUGACCUCUGACCUCCAGUUAGCAGCUGAAUAUGCAGCUAAAGCUGUUUCUGAGCAGAGACGAAGCAUUGCCGAGCAGAGAGGUGGAGGAAGUGAGCAGCGGGGGGAGUCGGCUGGUGGAGACAGCCCCAAGGACGAGUCCAAGCCACCUUAUUCCUAUGCACAGCUGAUCGUCCAGGCCAUCUCUUCUGCCCCGGACAAACAGCUGACUCUCAGUGGAAUCUACGCCCACAUCACCAAACACUACCCCUACUAUCGCACUGCAGACAAGGGCUGGCAGAACUCAAUCAGGCACAACCUGUCUCUCAACCGCUACUUUCUGAAAGUGGCACGCUCUCAGGACGAGCCUGGCAAAGGGAGUUUCUGGCGUGUGGAUUCUGCUUCUGAGAGCAAGUUGGUGGAGCAGGCCUUCAGGAAAAGACGACAAAGAGGGGUGGCUUGCUUCAGAACACCAUUCGGACCCCUCUCUUCUAGGAGUGCUCCUGCAUCCCCGACACACCAGGGACUCCUUUCUCCUCCAUCCAGCGGGCUGCAGACUCCUGAAUGUCUGAGCAGAGAGGGCUCCCCUAUCUCCCAUGACCACCAUGAACAGCUGGCUAACAAACUGGCAUCUGUACCUGAGUAUAGGUACUCUCAGAGUGCCCCAGGCUCUCCAGUCAGUGGUCAGCAUGUCAUCAUGGCUGCACCCCCUCAUCCCUCAGGCCCAGGGAAAGCCCUUGCUUUAGUGCCAGGAGGUGGCGGCCAAGUCCAGCCCAUCCACAUGCUCCAGAACCCGACUCAGUCCUCUGUCACCAUGGUGCGGGUGGUCACCAGCACCCCUCUAACUUCCAGCCAUCCGAAUGGGUACAGUGCUCCCUCUGUUGGAGGAGCAGAGGGCAACAGUGAGCUCAGAGAAGCCCAGCUGAGCAGAGAGCGAGUGAUCCAGACUGUGGACAGUGCGGUGCAGGGCGGCGAUGGUCGAAACCUGGCCCUUGGUUUGCAUCAACUUCCUGUUCGUCCUGUUACCCAGAAUGGCAAACACACCACUGCUGCUGUUGCCACAGCAACCAGCCUUGCUAAUGCAUCUGGCAUGAGUAGUCCUCUCCAGAUCUUGGCUGCCCAGGCCUCCAGCUCUCCUCCAGUGCUGGUGAGCAGACAGCCCAGUGCAGAAAGUCUAGCUGAGCAGCCAGGUGAGCCCCAGGCCAAGCGGCCAAAGAUGGAGGACGAGGGUGGAACUGAAUCUUCUCAGCAUCAAGUCACAGCUGCUCAGCAGCCCGUCAUUGUUGCCAUGACAUCACAAACCCAUGACCCUAGGAAGUGAAACCCAGGGCCUUUUACCAGGUACCCGAUGGACAGCCUCUUUAUGGUCUCCCAACUGCUUCGCCUUUUAUACUCAUUUGAUAUGACUGCAGCCGACAUGGCCAAAAGAUGUACCGGCAGCCUCUGUUAACAGAAGGGAAGAAAUUGUAAGGAAUAUAUAUUUUGGUCAAAAAAAAAAACAAAAAAAACAUUAAAACUUUCAAAUGCAUUCUGAAUGUAAAAAGCAAGUAAAUUUUUCAGGACUUUUUCAGCUUUAAAGUCUCUUUCAUGUAAUCCAUCAUUCACUGACACAAGUAAGAUUUAAAGCUUCUGAGAGCAUUAUGCCUAUGAAAAUAAUUUCAGCACUACUUUUGAAUGUUAAAUAAUAUCUCAGACACAACAUUUACUCUACUGGAUUGAUCAGAUGCAUCAGUUACUGUCGCUGUCAGGCCAAAGAACUCACGUCUCCUGUAAGUCUUAUUCAGAUCAACUGCCUGAUGUAAAACCAGAGAACUUGUGUUCAGAGAUUUGAAACAGCCAGCAUUUACAGGAGAAACUGAUGAUCAGAGAUGGUAUUGAUGUUGUGUAGUUUCACAAAGUCGUGGACAGAAAGAUGGAGAGGACUUAGCCACAUAUACCCAUUGAUGGAGCAUGGGAGACUCUUAAGAAUAUGAUUGUUUUCUUCAUAAGGCCAUCUGUACUGAAAGAAAAGAAACAUGGUAAAAGGAUAGUUAAGAUUUUUGAAUUUUUGAAGUGGAAUUGAUAUGAUCAAUUGUCCAUGUAUUACUUACAGUAUGGCGAAAGGCAAGCCCCCAAUUUGGAGAAGCGGGCUGGAGUCCAACGUGGAAGCUUAGUAGUCUACUGCUGUGGAUGGGGGUUAACAAUAAAAAUAUAUUUUGUCCCAUCUAAAACAAUAUCAGUUUAAGUGUAUGCUACACUGAGUAUUCUCACUGUACCCCAUACAACCCCCAUGUUAAAAAAACCUGAACUAUCCCUUUACUAUCGAGGCCUAGAUCAGAAUGUGAGGUGUCUUUACUUCUUGCCUUCUUUUUAAAGCACACAAAAGAAAGGAGGUGUUUUUUAUGAAGAGAUGGGAGGAAUAACAAACCAGGACUUUGCAGUUUUUGCUUCACUUCAGCUCAGUUUGGUUUAUCAGUGUGACAGCAGAGAAGGGCAAAAAAGAGAAGAAAAAAAGAGGCAACUAUUUGGAGUUGAUUGAAGUGGAGCUAACCUAAUGUAGACAAACUGAUUGUUUUAAUUUUUUUCAGUAGUGGUAACAGGAGAUGGAACAGCCUGUGCGUACAGUUUUGUUUGUCUUAGCACAGAAAAGCAUUAUUGUAAUAAUCCUUAAAGCCUUAAAUAUUUCUACAUUUUUUGUCUUUUAUUUUAACCUUUAGACAGCUUUACCUUUUUAGAUUUUUAACACAGCGCUUCUUUAACAGUACAUGAUCGGCAACACUACAGUGGUGACAGUUAUGUUGCAUCAGUAGAGUUAUAUCAGUUUUAUCAGGGGAAGGGCGGGACCAACACAUGACCAUAAAUUUCAACUGCUCUUUUAUUUCUUUCUGUAUGGUACUUUUGACAUAUUUUCUAUUCUUGCCUCCCUACUCUUUUGCUUUCAAUUUCCCCUAAAUGCAUUAACCUUUCUCCCAGUCUACCUCUCUCCCUGUCCUCAGUGAGCGGUUUCUAUCUUUGCUGUCUCUACAGAGGCAUCAAGCUGUUGGCAAUUCCUGUCUCAGACAGACUUUGCCUUAAUUAGAUAUCCCUCAGCACUUUCUCCACCCCUCUAAUCUCAUUCUCACUCUGCCUUUAGCUUUUCCGAAUGUCCUUGCACGGGCCUCAUUUUUUAGCUGGCAAUCAGGCACAAUUUGCGCAAGAUUACAGUGAUUGUUGUUGCACAUUAGAGAAAACAAACAAAAAAAAAUGUGUAAUGAUUGUAUGCUGCUCUAUCUGCUAAAUGACAAAGCAAUUUAGAAGGUAUUUUUUCUGAUUUUGGAAAAAAGAGAAAAAAUAUUUUGCUAUAUGUAAAAACAGCUGUCGUCAAUACGUAAACAUUCUGGAAAAUAGAGAAGUAUAUGUAUUUUUAAAUGUUUCUGUUUUUGUGAUUUGUUAAAAUGUGUAGCACAAAUUAAAAUUCCUUAUUGACUUAAA